This is a messenger RNA of Alosa sapidissima (American shad), 1501 nucleotides long. RefSeq names its product F-box protein 22 (gene fbxo22). The transcript has 7 exons. Gene Ontology annotation, biological process: positive regulation of proteasomal ubiquitin-dependent protein catabolic process; protein polyubiquitination; regulation of skeletal muscle fiber development. Gene Ontology annotation, molecular function: protein binding. The coding region runs from base 159 to 1301 and encodes 380 amino acids. NCBI's taxonomy places the organism in Eukaryota, Metazoa, Chordata, Actinopteri, Clupeiformes, Clupeidae. The record is from RefSeq and is a predicted model, not a curated record.
UCGCUUUCAUAGAAAAGCUUUUAUUUUUUUAUUUUAAGGUAACAUUUACCCGGAACUGAUAAAACACUGGCCUUGAGCUGGUUGACGUUUAGCAGCUAACGUUAUUGCAUUUGAUGUUGUCGUGUAGAGCUGCUACCAACCUCUGAUUUUUUGAAAAUAUGGAUGUUAGCGGUUCAGUUAGAAGUUAUGUUCUUAGCAAUGUUGCUGAAGUUGUCGAAAGGAUCCUGAGCUUUGUUCCAACCAAAUCACUUCUUCGGAUGGCGAGUGUGUGUCGUCUCUGGAGAAAUUGUGCACGGCGUGUGCUUCGCACUCAGCAGAAAAUUACCUGGUUGGCAGCCUCAGGUUCCUCCAGAUAUGACGGGCACAUUCUCCUGCGCACUCUCUAUGAAGAACUGGAGAAUGUGUACCUGCUACCUCAGAUGGCCUUGCUGAUGGUGGACAGUGAGAACUUCAGUUCACCGGAAUGCUGUUUUCAACAGAAAAAGGCACGUCGGAACAACAGUGAAGAUCCCGAUUUUGUAGGACUUUUAAAGCGCUUGUUGCCAGAUAACUGUGACAUCAUUGGGAUUGCCACUCCAGGGAUUGUAUUGACCCCUGUAGGCUCCCCCAAUGCUCCACCAGAGGAGCAUGAAGAUGGAGAGGCUGGUUUUGCACUCUUACUUCCCCACAUAGAAGGGGUUAGAAUCAGACCAUUUCACUUCUGCAAGCACACUUUGAACAACAGAGCUCUAGAGCAUGCAGGUCUUGUUGGCAACCCUGACUUGAAAGUAGUGCUCCUGUUUGGAUAUAUGGCAUUUAAGUCUGGAGCCUCUCGUUUCCUGAAUCAGCUGCUGGAACCCCUCUCACACACCAACGCCUUGAUUGCAGGUGGCCAUGUGGAGAAGGCUUUCUGCCCAAACAGAGACUGUUGUUCUCCUGGGUCAUAUGGAGUGGUGGGCUUGGCACUGAGUGGCAGUCGUAUCCAAGGAGCAUCAGUAUUGUUGGAGCAGGAAGUGAGCAGCGUGACUGCAGCUGAGGCCGUAUUGCAGCGUCUGAAGGCUGCACACAUUCCAGAACAUAAUACGAUUGGGCUCAUGUUUGCUUGUGUUGGUCGUGGGCACAAUUAUUAUAAUAACCAACGCAAUGUUGAGGCAGGAGCCUUCCGGAAACUUUUCCCCAAUGUACCCCUCUUUGGAUUUUUUGGGAAUGGUGAAAUUGGAUGUGACCGCAUCGUCAAAGAGAACUUUACACUUUCACAUACAGACACGGAUGGACUACAACAUGGAUACACAACAGUCAUGAGUCUAGUGCACCUAGGCUAGUAAAAUUUAAAUCUGAUGUUUUUAUUUAUUGCACAGUUAGAGAAUUCCAACCAGUACAUUUUUAUGGUAAGUUUCUUGGACCUUCAAAAAGCACCUACCUGUCUUGUGUGUUUCAGGGUGAUUGUCACAGCACCUGAUUUCUGUGUAUGUGAUAUGUUAUUGACAGAUAUUGUUGACCAGUAAAAUAUAUUGGGCAUUCA